Messenger RNA from Thunnus maccoyii (southern bluefin tuna), 4293 nucleotides. It is a transcript of the gene tyk2, whose product is annotated as tyrosine kinase 2. The transcript has 24 exons. Bases 205 to 3726 code for a protein of 1173 amino acids. Gene Ontology annotation, molecular function: ATP binding; non-membrane spanning protein tyrosine kinase activity; cytokine receptor binding. Gene Ontology annotation, cellular component: cytoskeleton; membrane; cytosol. NCBI's taxonomy places the organism in Eukaryota, Metazoa, Chordata, Actinopteri, Scombriformes, Scombridae. Gene Ontology annotation, biological process: cell differentiation; cytokine-mediated signaling pathway; intracellular signal transduction. The record is from RefSeq and is a predicted model, not a curated record.
GUCGUUGUUGGGUUCGGGAAGCAGUGGUUUUGUGUCAUCACUGUUCAUAAGAAUCGGAGCGAGUGGGCGAUUGGGGAACUACGCCGAAACGCUAAUGAAACCUGGCCGUCAGUUUCUUCUCACCGUGCUAGGUUGUUGUUUUUUUUAAUGUAACGCCUUCAAAAGCUCGCCGUUAAAUGUCUCAGUGAUUUGGCUGUCCCCACCAUGUCAAGAAGUGGAUGGUCCAAGCGUUCAAAAUCAGGGGCUUUACCAGGCCUGGGUGAGCCUCCUCAGGGUAAAGGCAUCCAUGUUUACCUCUUCUGGACCCAGGAAGGAGAGAAGUAUUUGUCCCACACAUCUGGAGAGGUCACAGCGGAGGAGCUGUGCAUCUCCGCUGCAGAGGCUGUAGGUAUAACGCCUCUGUGCCAUGUGUUGUUCGCUCUCUACAACCCGCUGUCACGCUGCUGGUACAGUCCAAACCAAAUUUUUAUUCCAGAGGAGAACUCCUGCCUCAUACUUCACUACUGUAUGAGGUUUUACUUUCGGAAUUGGCACGGACUCGAUGAGAGGGAGCCAACUGUAUCCCGUUGUGCUCUCAGAUCUGGAACAGAUCAGGGGGGUUCCCCUCUGCUUGAAAUCACCUCCUUGGAAUAUUUGUUCUCCCAGGCUAAAUAUGAAUUUGUGAACGAGGUUGUACCAAUGGAAGACGUUCAGUCAGAGGACGAGCUAAGUCGCUUCAAAAAUGAGAGCUUAGGGAUGGCUGUACUUCACCUAUCACAUCGGGCAAUACAAACAGGCUGUACCUUACAAGAUGUUGCCGAAAAAAUCAGCUUCCAACGCUGCAUUCCGAGGUCUUUCGCCAAACACAUCUCUAAAGACAACUUCCUGACUAAAAUCAGGAUCCGACGGGUGUUUGCGGACUUUGUGCGGACUUUCCAGCAGCACACUGUAGAUCAGGGACGGCUGGGCGCUCAGGAGAUCAUGUAUAAGUACAUCUCCACACUCGAACACUUGGCGCCACGUUUUGGCACAGAGACCUUCCCCGUAUCCCACCUGGAACUGAACGAGGAUGGGGAUGUAAGCAGCUCUUACUCCAACACCACCCAUGCCCAGGGUGUCUCAAAAGACAACUUCAGAGGUCCAGCCACACAUGAAAUAUUGGUGUCUGGCACCAAGGGGAUUCAGUGGAGGAAGAUGUGCAGCCAGAAGGCGCAGGCCAACACUUACUUAAGAAAUGACUACAUGAGCUACAGCAGGAAAACAAAACAGCCCAGCCAGGCGAAUGGAAACACUCCCAAUGAAUGGUCCUCCUUCUGCGAUUUCCCUGAAAUAAGUCAUAUAGCCAUCACUGGAGAUAAUGUGUGCAUUAGCACUCAGGACAACAACUGCAUGGAGGUUCAGAUGAAUUCCAGCCAGGAGGCCCGUUCCUUCAUCUCCCUCCUAGAUGGAUACUACCGGCUGACUGCAGACGCCCACCACUAUCUUUGUCAUGAAGUGGCUCCCCCAAGGGUAGUGCUGAGUGAAGCAAAUGGACUACAUGGACCGAUGCAGGAUGAUUUUGUGCUACUGAAGCUGAAAAAGGAGGCAGCAGAGGAGGGAGCUUUCCUCGUACGGUGGAGUGCUCUCGACUAUCGCCGCAUCAUCCUAGCUGUCCUGAACAAAAACGAGAAUGAAUCGACACCAAGCCACAAGCAGUUUCGGAUUCAGCAUAAGGGUUCGAUGUUCUGUCUGGAGGGCUGGGAUCGAGAAUUCUCCAGUGUGAAGGAGCUCACAGACGGCCUCAAGACCUUUGUACUCAAGUCUGGUUCGGACAGCUUUACUGUCAAAAAGUGCUGUUUGCCAAGACAAGGAGAGCCAUCCAACCUUCUGGUGAUGAGGCAAGGUGUCAAUAACCGUAUCCAAAACGACUCCUUGUCCCUGAACCUGACACAGCUACGCUUCCACCAGAUCAAGGACAAAGAGAUCACACAGGAACAGCAUUUGGGCCGUGGGACCAGAACGAACAUCUACUCAGGACGUCUGCUCCUGCGCGGAGGAGGAGAGAACAAUGAGGACGAUGAGUUCAACAACAACAACUUGGCUGAUCGCAAAGGGAUCCGAGUGGUUCUCAAGAUUCUGGAUCAAACCCACAAAGAUAUUGCACUAGCAUUUUUUGAAACCGCAAGUCUCAUGAGCCAAGUAUCCCACAGACAUCUGGUGUUUAUACAUGGAGUGUCAGUGAAAGGAUCUGAAAACAUCAUGGUCGAAGAACUUGUGGAAUUCGGGCCUCUGGAUGUUUUCCUGCGCAAAGAAAGGGCAUCAGUGACUCCUCAGUGGAAAUUCAUUGUUGCAAUACAACUUGCCAGUGCCCUCAAUUAUCUUGAGACCAAAGGGCUGGUUCACGGAAACGUCUGUGCCAAGAACAUUCUGGUGGCAAGGCGUGGUCUGGAGCACGGUACCACUCCUUUUGUCAAGCUGAGUGACCCAGGAAUUUCCCUGAAUAUCCUUUCACGGGAAGAGCGUCUUGAGCGCAUCCCAUGGAUCGCUCCCGAGUGCAUUGACAGCGGAGCACCCAUCGGCAACGCUGCCGACCAGUGGAGCUUUGGUGUCACGCUGCUUGAAAUCUGCAACAACGGCGAUCUUCCCAUGAGUGGCAGCACGUUAUCCGAGAAAGAGUGCUUUUAUCAGCAAAAGGGCCGAUUAGCUGAGCCAUCCUCCCAGGAACUCGCCCGCUUCAUCAGCAUGUGUCUGACCUACGAGCCUGUGGAGAGGCCUUCAUUCCGCUGCGUGCUCAGAGAGCUCACAGAAAUCAUGAUCAAAAAUCCUGAUAUAUCUCCCAGUGAAACUCUCCCUGACACAGACCCUAGUGUGUUCCAUAAACGCUACCUGAGAGAGAUGCGGGUCUUGGGAGAGGGUCAUUUUGGAAAAGUGACUCUAUACUUGUAUGACCCGGCCAACGAUGGGACAGGAGAACGGGUGGCAGUGAAGGCUUUGAAACAAGAAAACGGUCAUGUGCCUGAGGGCUGGAUGAAGGAGAUUGAGAUCUUAAAGUCCCUUUAUCACAGCAACAUUGUCAAGUACAAGGGCUGUUGUACUGAACUGGGAGGACAAGUGGUGCAGCUGAUAAUGGAGUACCUUCCCCUGGGGAGUCUGCGAGACUACCUUCCCAAACGCAAACUGGGUGUUCCUCAGUGCCUUCUGUUUGCCCAGCAGAUCUGUCAGGGGAUGGAGUACUUGCACUCAAAACGGUACAUCCAUCGAGACCUAGCUGCUCGAAAUGUCUUAGUGGAAAAUGACAGUUUGGUAAAGAUUGGAGACUUUGGCCUGACGAAGUACAUCCCCGAAGGAGAAAUUUACUAUCGUGUCCGUGAGGAUGGGGACAGUCCAGUGUUCUGGUACGCCAUUGAGUGCUUGAAAGAAAGCAAAUUUUCCUUUUCCUCUGACAUUUGGUCCUUUGGCGUUACGUUGUAUGAGAUCCUGACCCGCUGUGACCAACGCCAAAGCCCUCCUAACAAAUUCUUCGAAAUGAUGGAGGCGGUCCAGGGACAGAUGACUGUGAUGAUUCUCAUAAAGCUGCUGGACAAACAGCUGCGAUUGCCUUGUCCCAAAGAAUGCCCACAUGAGGUGAAGAUCAUAAUGGACCAGUGUUGGGCUGCAGAUCCUGGACAGCGGCCAUCAUUCAGAUCCCUCAUUGAGAAGUUUGAGGCUAUUCGCCGAACAUACGACUGGCAGCCUAAUAUAAACUUUUCCUUGGCUCAGAUUUGCUGAUCAGCACUCCGUGAAGGGCUACUUGUCUACAUAUCAUCACUUAACAACCAUAUAUUACAGAGUAGCCAAGAGUGCGUUUCCAAGCUGUGCGAUGCCUGCUGCCUCAAUUUACGUGGCCCAAAUCAGAAUUUAUCAGAUUCCAUGUGAUUUAUGCUGUUCACACUGUUAUGAAAAAAACAGAUAUGAGUCACAUAUAAGCAAAAAAAAGUCAGAUUUGGGCCACUUUUGCCUGCAGUCUGAACGUAGCCAUAGUCUUUAUAGGCUUCUCUUUUUAUAAAAGCACACUGCUCUCUUCUCAUAUGUGAUAUUAACACAACAAUAAACUCAACCUGUGUAUUUGAGGGGAAAAAGGUGAUGUGAGAGCGUCAUACUAUGUAUUUCAAAAGUUAAAGGUUUGCAAAUGUCACAGUAAGUAUUAAGAAUGUAUGUAAGGUUGGGAGAAUACUAUCUUUUACGUUAAGUUUAUUUUUUGUACAUUUUUGACUGUAGGUUAUAUACAGUAUAUGCAUUUAAUUUUGUAUAAACCAAAAGAACAAAUGAUCAAUCUAAUAAACCAUUUUCCAAAUG